Messenger RNA from Exophiala bonariae, 270 nucleotides. RefSeq lists its product as uncharacterized. Bases 1 to 270 code for a protein of 89 amino acids. NCBI's taxonomy places the organism in Eukaryota, Fungi, Ascomycota, Eurotiomycetes, Chaetothyriales, Herpotrichiellaceae. The transcript has a single exon. The record is from RefSeq and is a predicted model, not a curated record.
AUGGGAGGCGAACGCCCAAUCGCGCUUGUGGUGCAGGAGACCUAUAGGGCCGAUGUGGGUCUCUCAUCCUCAGCGAACCAUGAAGUCGAGAAACUUAUGAAGAAACAUAAAAUGGCAAACAAAAUACUUGGCUUACGGAGAAUGCAAGAUCGUACGCUGCGAAUCGAACCGAAGGCAAGUGAUGGAAAGGAUGCAGAAGAGAUCGAGUUGCUUUCACAGCGGAAAAGCGGUCGAGAAGAGUGUCAAACCUACAGCAUCUCAGCCGUCUAA